Messenger RNA from Papaver somniferum (opium poppy), 841 nucleotides. Its product is annotated as peptidyl-prolyl cis-trans isomerase FKBP53-like. The coding region runs from base 328 to 660 and encodes 110 amino acids. Lineage: Eukaryota; Viridiplantae; Streptophyta; Magnoliopsida; Ranunculales; Papaveraceae. The record is from RefSeq and is a predicted model, not a curated record. The transcript has 3 exons.
UUGUGAAAAAGAAAAAAAUGCCCUUGUUGAUGCGGAACUUGACUGGUUGAAUAUUACGUUCAUGUUUUAAAUACAGUGUGUUUACUAGUAAGCUUUUGAGCAGUUUCAUGACCUGUUUGGUCUUUAAUCAUCUACUUCUAGCUGUUAAAAAGAAAGAUAUAUAGUUCCUCAGGGGAUCAUUCAGGGUUUUAUCAUAGCAGUCGAAACUUUGCCAAAUAUAUGCUGUUUUGGCGUUAAAACCCUGAAGGAGUGUAUCGAUCAUCCUCACUUGGGUUUUCGCAUUGAUCCAUUGGGUCAUCUUGUCAGAAGUUAGAUCCGUAUACGAAAAUGACUUUCUGGGGGAUCGAGUUAAAAAAAGGAACAUCUGUGAUUUACGAUCCGAGGUUUAACAAAGUAAAAGGAAAAUUACGUGUUACAAAGGCUUGUUUUGGGGUUGGUACUAUUACAUCUAGGUGUCUUGUAGAGUGCCGUCUUAGAGGUCAAAUUCCGAUAGUUUUAUGCUGUCUAGAUAUGCCUGGUGCUGGUCGAAGUAACAUGUGCUCUCUGGAUAUUGAGUUCGGAUUGGACGAUGGGGAAGUCCAAUUUUCAAUUAAUGAUGAUUGUGGCAAUUUCAACGAGUCAAACAGCGUUUUUCUAUCUGGUUACAUUGUUGAAAAAUGAAGUUGCACCCACCACUACUAGGAAGAAGUUACAGUUUUAUGGAGAUGUUUAUUUUAUCAUGUUUUGGAAUGUAUGUUGUUGAGUUUGACUUUGAUACUUGUACCGCUAAUAAAAUGUGUGAGCUAUGUCCAAUGUUUAACUUUGUUUGUCUGGCUAUUCCAGUGUUGCCCUUAAUUAUCGC